ACAAUCUCCCUCCCUCUCUCACUAUCUCUUUCAGUCUUCCUCCACAAGUUUUUAUUUUAUAUUAUAUACUUUACUAAACAAAACAGAACCCCCUUCUUCCUCUUCUUCCAUCUUACGCUUCAGAUUCGUAUUUAAACUCUCAUUGCAUACUCCUUCACUUCAUUUCCUCAAAGAGAAAUUCGUUUCAAUGGAAAGCAAUUCUCCGUCCAGUGCGUUUCUCGGUGUCCGUUUCGUUCUCUUCGGCUUCGAUCCCGUCAAUGAAAACAAGGUUCGGUGUAAACUUGUAUAUGGCGGCGGAGUUGAUGUUUGUCAGUACAACCAAAGUUGUACUCAUGUAAUUGUCGAUAAGAUUGUUUAUGAUAAUCCUGUAUGUAUUGCGGCUCGAAAUGAUGGUAAGACUCUUGUGACAGCAUUAUGGGUUGAGCAUACCUUUGAUAUCGGAAUGCCCGUUGAUGCCAAUUCAAUCAUGUACAGGCCACUCAAAGAUCUGAAUGGUAUACCGGGUGCAAAAAAUUUAAUCAUAUGCUUAACUGGCUAUCAGCGGCAAGAUCGAGAUGACGUUAUGACAAUGGUCAACUUGAUGGGUGCUCAAUUCUCUAAGCCAUUGGUGGCAAACAAGGUUACUCAUCUCAUAUGCUAUAAAUUUGAGGGUGAGAAGUAUGAACUUGCCAAAAAAAUCCAUGCGAUAAAGCUUGUCAGUCAUCGAUGGUUGGAAGAUUGCUUAAAGGAUUGGAAGCUUCUGCCGGAACUUAACUAUAACAAGAGUGGCUAUGAGUUGGAGAUAUUGGAAGCAGAGGCUAAGGAUUCUGAAGAAGAGGCUGGAGACACUGUUGUGAGGCACUCUGGGGGGAAAGACAUGAAUAAGAGUCCUCAUAAUUCAAAAAUUGGGGUAUCAACAACCUCUGAAUUGCCGCCCAGAUCAGUCGGUGAACUUUCGAUUGCACCAAAGGGUCCAUUGAAUGUUGAUAAUACAAUAGAGAAAUCACCUGGUCAAGCUUCAAGCUUUGAUAAUUUUGAUGUUCUUAAAGCACUUCGCCGUCAGAACACUAGUUCUGAUGAGCUACCUGACCCACUUGAUGGAACUCCAGAUCAUUCAAAGGUGGGAAAUGACUUGAAAUCUACUCCUGGAAGUGCCGAAAGGUCAACUCAGCGUGAUGGCAAGUUUAGUCCUUUAAGGAGAUCCUCAAUUCCAAUGUACUCUGGAGAAGUAUUAGGAAAUUUAAGUGAUUAUUCUAAAAUGCCCCUGGGUAAAGUCAAUGAUGAUUUUUACAACUUUUCCUUGAAGAUGGAACAAGUGACAGACAGAUUUGGCUCUGGUCAUCUUGAAACAUCUAUGGAGGAAACUAAUUUAGUUGAUAGAGGAGAGUCAAGUGGUUUGUUACCCCAAAAGAGGACGGCGGAUGUUUCUUGUGGUGGCUUUAAAUCACCAAAAGUGAGUCUUAAUGUGAAACCAUGCAUCACAAGGAGUCCAGUGGUGGGUGAUAAAAUUCAGGUAUUGGAACUAACCACUCUGAUUGAUGGUCCCGGUGGAACUAACAGCUAUUUUCCACUGGGAAAUAAUGACCUUUCUAAGGAUGAGGCUGCUAAUCCGAAUGCUGCACCAAACUCAUUCGCUAAGAUAUUAACAACCAAAACCUCAAUUCCUUGUGAGAAGUCAUUAACAUGUGAUAUGCCUUUCUCCGAAAUUGUGACCACAAAGACUGGGCAAGGUAACUUUGUUGAUGAGAAGACACCUCAAUCAUCUUUGCAGAGCUUAAGAAAGUCUGCCUCAUACACCAGGCCUGACAUUGUAGAUUUUGAUAUGGGGGAAUCUGUAGUUGGAGAGAAAGGGAAGCAAGAGAAUGAGAAGCAAAAUGUGGAGUCUUCUCCCAGUAACAAAAAAUUGGAGACUCUGAAAUCUGACAAGCCUGGCAAUUUGAGCAUGCUUGAAGGAGGAAAUGACUUGUUUGCAAAACCAAUUAGGAAGAAGAUGGCUGCCAGAAAGACUCUGGGUUCAAGAUAUAAGUCAACUACUAAUAAUAUACAAAAAAAUAAAGCUACCUCCCAAAAUGAUGCUGUGGUUCAUUCUGUUGGAGUGAAAGAGACAGCAGAUCAUGAGAAGUCCUCUGUUUCUAUGCUGCUUGAGAUAUCUCCUCCAACUGAUAACAUUGAACCAGUGAAGGAGGUGGAGAUGAGAGAUGCCCUGAAGUCCGGGGAUGAUAGAGAGAAUAACAAUGAAUUGAUGGAUGAUGAAACUGAGGCUCCAGAGGACAGGCUUGAACAUGAGUUGGAGAAGCCACUUAGUGAAGAGAAGUCUGGGCUGGUUACAUUGACAGAUAAAGAAGAUACAAUCAUGGAAGAGAAUUCAGACAAGACGCAGCAUAUAACAAAUAACUGCAAGGAUAGUGUGCAUGAUGAUGUGAUGGCUUUAGAGGAAGGCACCAAGGGAAGUGAACCAGAAAAAGCAGUUUGUGACAAGAAGUUUGAACAUAUUGAAUCAACCUUAGAUGGAGAUGGUGUGAAAGGGAAGAUGAAUAAAGGGAAAAAGCGCCCUAUAGGUAGAACCAAGGUGAAGAUGGAUAUAAUGAAAUCUAAGAAAGGUAAGGAUGGUGAAGAGACUGUGACCGAGAACAGUGAGGGGACUGGGACAGAAAAGGAGGAAAGAGUGUUGCUUCCUUCUACCAAAACUAAGAGCUGCUCCAUUCCCGCAAAUAAGUCAGAGAACUCUGUUGAAGCGGAGAAGGAGAACAAGCCAGUUCAAAAUAUAAGUCAGGGAAAAGAGUCUGUUGGGAAAUCAUCUGUUAAUUCUAAUAUGACACCAAGGAAGGUCAAUCAAAAGGCAGGGAAGGUAAGUCCAAAUUCUUCAACAUCAGCAAGAGAUAUACCAAACAGAGUGAAAACUGAACCUGCAUGGUUUAUAUUGAGUGGACAUCAACUACAGAGAAAGGAGUUUCAACAAGUUAUUAGACGUUUGAAAGGAAAACUUUGCCGAGAUUCUCAUCAAUGGUCAUACCAGGCUACACACUUCAUAACCCCAGACCCAAUUCGCAGGACAGAGAAGUUCUUUGCUGCUGUUGCAUCUGGAAGGUGGAUUCUUAAGACUGAUUAUUUAACUGCUUGUAGUCAGGCAGGAAGAUUUUUGGCUGAGGAAUCUUACGAAUGGUACAAAAAUGGCCUAAAUGAAGAUGGUGCCAUCAAUUUGGAGGCUCCAAGGAAGUGGCGGCACAUGAGGGAGAAAACAGGUCAUGGUGCAUUUUAUGGAAUGCGCAUUAUCAUAUAUGGAGAAUGCAUAGCACCAACUUUGGAUACUCUUAAGCGUGCUGUGAAGGCUGGAGAUGGGACUAUAUUGGCAACUUCUCCUCCUUAUACCCGAUUUCUUAAUGAUCGAGUUGACUUUGCCAUUAUCAGCCCCGGCAUGCCACUUGUUGAUUUGUGGGUCCAGGAGUUUAUGAAACAUGAGAUACCCUGUGUUCUAGCUGAUUACAUAGUCGAGUAUGUUUGCAAGCCUGGGUACUCCCUUGACAAACAUGUUCUAUACAACACUCAUGCUUGGGCAGAGAAGUCAUUUGCUUACCUGCAGAGCAAGGCAGAAGAGAUUGUCAAGGAGUCCACAGACUCCACACCAUCAGAUGAUAAUGGUAGUAAUGAUAUAGCCUGCACAGUUUGUGGCUCUCAUGAUAAAGGGGAGGUCAUGUUGAUUUGUGGUAAUGAAAGUAGUUCUGUUGGUUGUGGGGUUGGUACCCACAUAGAUUGUUGUAAUCCUCCACUUCAAGAGGUCCCAGAGGAUGACUGGUUUUGUCCCAAGUGUAGUGGAAGCAGACACAGCACAAACUCUGCUAAGAGAAAGAAGAAAGGGUCCUCUUUAUUGAAAAGGAAAUGAUUUUUGAUAUCUUGCUUGUAACCCUUAUAGGUUUAGAAAAGGUAUCCAGAUCAAUUUUGUACGUCUAGUUGUGGUAAUAGCAGUAGAAUUUAUUAUAAAUGAUCCCAGAUGAUUGUAAUGUACUUUUAGAAAUUCCUUAAUCUGACUUGGGGACCUGUAAUUUAAAUAUUAACUGUUAUCGUGGCAGUACUUACCAAGGGAAGAAAAUGCUGGCAUUUUUUAUUA
Molecule: messenger RNA, 4084 nt
Organism: Quercus lobata
Lineage: Eukaryota; Viridiplantae; Streptophyta; Magnoliopsida; Fagales; Fagaceae
Product: transcription coactivator
Exons: 10
Coding region: 188-3859 (1223 amino acids)
Source: RefSeq, a predicted model, not a curated record